This is a messenger RNA of Marasmius oreades (fairy-ring Marasmius), 1470 nucleotides long. RefSeq lists its product as uncharacterized. NCBI's taxonomy places the organism in Eukaryota, Fungi, Basidiomycota, Agaricomycetes, Agaricales, Marasmiaceae. The record is from RefSeq and is a predicted model, not a curated record. Gene Ontology annotation, biological process: regulation of transcription by RNA polymerase II. Gene Ontology annotation, molecular function: RNA polymerase II cis-regulatory region sequence-specific DNA binding; DNA-binding transcription factor activity, RNA polymerase II-specific. Gene Ontology annotation, cellular component: nucleus. The transcript has 4 exons. The coding region runs from base 1 to 1470 and encodes 489 amino acids.
AUGCUGCCCACCUCGGAUACGCAAUUCAAAACUUGGGCAACGGAACGACAAGGGCAGCAGGGCGACGUCUCGCACAGAUGUUCUGUCCAUCUUCAAGGCCAAGAUCAACGUCGGUCUUACCCUCGUCCGCAUUCGGUUUCGUUGGUCUACGAUUCGUCCGUUCAACACGAGCUCCCCUUCUCUCAGCCAAAUUACCAUCCAUCCCACCUCGGAUAUCCGGAGUCUUCUCAGCGUACGGCAUUCCAAAUCGAACCUCCGCCCGACUUUGGUGCUCAACCAAAUGUUCCGGUGGUGGGGGACGUCGACUCAGAGUCACCGCCAUCUUUACCUUAUCCUACUUCCCAGCACGGCUACACCCCACGAUUCAUGUCUCCGGAUGCGACAGUAGAAACUCAAGACAUGACUGUUGAUGGCACUGGAUCGAUGUGGCCAUCUCACUCCGGUACCAGUGCAUACCCUGCUCCGCUUCCUCAAGGGGUAGUAGUUCACCAUAGCGAAGCGAUUCAGUUCGAUCGCUCCUCAUCUCGGACUGGUACCGAGGCGAGUGUAAAAUGGCAGCAUCAGCCAUCGAAUACGUGUUACGAUGUGUUAUACGUGCAGCACGCUCUUGCUGAUGCUAGCCCCAGAGAGGCUUCCAUUCCCAUGAGGGAAGAGACGUCGUUUAUUGUCCAAACACUGAGUGGGGUCACCGACCGACCAUUGACCUACCCUCAUGGGCAAAUUCCACGAACUCUUUCCGCCACAGCUCUAGAACAUGCACUCGAUGAGUGUGACCCGGGGUCUGAAUUCGAUAACCAAUCCCAUUCAUAUCAAGAUAUUCCCCAGCACGAUACUGGGUCCACAGUCGAACACACCGUCGGAAUAGUGAAAAAGAAGAAGAAGUCGAAGAUGCACAAGUGCGAUAUCUGCGAUAAGCUCUUCCCUAGGCCGAGCGGUCUCAAAACGCAUAUGAAUACCCAUAAUAACGUUAAACCGUUCGCUUGCGAAUAUCCGGGUUGCAAUCGCUCAUUCACAGUUCGCUCCAAUGCGAGGCGCCACCUUCGGACUCACGGGGUUAUUCCUGACCCCGCCACUCCCAGUGGACCCGACUAUGUUGUCAACUUUGAUACACCGGUGAUCCCUGAAUCGCAAGGCCAUCAAUUCCAGACUGUUCCCCAGAAAAUUAAGUGGAUGCCCCCUAGCCUCAGCCCGUUCAACAACGUAGCCUCCUUGAGAUCUGUUUCGGAAAACGAGGAUUCUGAGUCAGAUUUCGAUGAACUUGAAGAUGAUUCUGUUAUUCAACAGGGCGUAGAGCGAUUGACGAUGCCUCUGACUUCAGUAAGUCCCUUUCAGGCCGGCGAGGCUAGUGGGCACUACGGCGAAGAGAGAGAUUCGUACUCUGAGGUCGGAGCUUAUCCAUACCAUCCAUCACAGUUUCGAAUUUUACCUGGACCCUCACCUCUUCCUCGUAACCUUGUCGCUGUUGUUUAA